CUUCCUCUCCACUUUACCUUAAAUACUGUCGUCGCGCAACGCACUCUGUUCUGUGAUAAGAAGGUUGCCAGGUACCCGUGUCAGAGCCAUAAUAGUCACGUGAUUAAACGCUUUCACAGCCCAUCUACUUUCCCACAUCUUGCACUAAGAUUCCCCUGUCUCAAGUUCUCCCUACCUCUUAUCCUCAUUGAUAAAUCUUCAAGUCAUUGAACAAUUGUGCAAUUCCAACAUCCCCAAUACAAACCGUAGCCAUGCCCGCCGCAACCCGCACCCUAGAACACGCAGUCCUCCAAGCCCAUCGUGCAAAGGGUGUACGCUAUCCAACCGCACACCAAAAAGACUGCUUCAAAACUUGGUACUCGUAUGCGCUGCGUCAAGGAGAGGCGCAGAAGACGAGUCGCAAUGCUAUUGAGGAGCAUGGGAGGUUGUUGAAGGAGAUUAGGGAGCAGGCGCCGGGUGGUAGGACGUAUCUUUGAUGAGGAAAGAUGGUGGUGAAGUUCUGGUUUUGACUUGGGAGAUACCGCGCGUAGUUUGUGGUGAUUAAGAGGAUGGAAUUGUAUUGUAUGUAGUCUACCCAAUUUGUCUUGGAGAUAUCUUUAAUCGAUGUGUUACUCGCGAUUACUCUAACAACAUGGCUGUUUUUCAACGAAUAGUUAUUCGUUUUAAUUCUAGCGACUUGUAUGACUACACCACGCACAUUAACAACCUGUCACAAUGAGAAGAACGAAAGGUUUAUCCCAG
Molecule: messenger RNA, 741 nt
Organism: Bipolaris sorokiniana ND90Pr
Lineage: Eukaryota; Fungi; Ascomycota; Dothideomycetes; Pleosporales; Pleosporaceae
Exons: 2
Coding region: 252-476 (74 amino acids)
Source: RefSeq, a predicted model, not a curated record